AUGGGCGGAGUUCCAGGAGUGGGACUGCGGAGGGAACGGAUCGCGGGAGUCUCCCGAAGAGCGCGAGGCGUGGAGGGCGGCUCGGUCUGUGCCAGAAGUGCAGGCAGUUGAACAGAAGAAAGUGGUUUGGAGCAUUUUCCACUUCUACCAUUGGGAAUUUAAUUUCAUCAUCUCCGACUCUGUCCUUUUAAAAAGAAAGAAAAGCAGCAACCGAGAGUCAGACUCUCACACACAACAUGUUGUUGCGCAGAAGGACUUCCACUCCCUGGCUGUGCUAUUAAUGUUAGCAAUCAGGAAAAGCCUUUGGGGGCUGCAGAUUCUCUCUAGUCUGAUGCUGCUGCCACCACCACCACUGCUGCUCAGGAUUUUGGUGCAGGAAAUCCAAACUGCUGCCUUCUCUGUCCGCUGAGCUCUUCACAUCUGCAUGUCUCUGCUGCUCGCAAACGCACCAUCUCACACCCUCUCUCCAUGGACUGAUUCCUGUGGAGAAAAGACAAGCCUACCCAACUGAUUAUUUUGCUCCCCCCCCCCUCUUUUGGGAGGAACACAAAUUAUAUUUAUUUGUGAUAUUCUGGAGGAUCUGUUCGGUGGAUAACCUUUUUGGGGGGAGGAAACAUGACGUCGCCAGCUAAAUUAAAAAAGGAUAAGGAGAUCAUAGCUGAAUAUGAUACUCAAGUCAAAGAGAUUCGAGCCCAGCUUAUUGAACAACUGAAAUGUCUUGAUCAGCAAUGUGAACUGAGAGUCCAACUGCUCCAAGAUUUGCAGGAUUUUUUUCGCAAGAAAGCUGAAAUUGAAAUGGAUUACUCCAGGAAUUUAGAGAAGCUGGCUGAACGAUUUCUGGCAAAAACAAGGAGCACCAAAGAUCAGCAAUUCAAGAAGGAUCAGAAUGUUCUUUCUCCGGUCAAUUGCUGGAAUCUCCUCUUAAAUCAGGUGAAGAGAGAGAGCAGGGACCACACUACUUUGAGUGACAUCUAUCUGAACAAUAUAAUCCCUCGGUUUGUUCAAGUCAGUGAAGACUCUGGACGACUUUUCAAAAAGAGCAAAGAAGUUGGACAGCAGCUCCAAGAAGACCUGAUGAAAGUUCUGAAUGAGCUCUACACGGUAAUGAAGACCUAUCAUAUGUACAAUGCUGACAGCAUCAGUGCCCAAAGCAAGCUGAAAGAGGCAGAGAAGCAAGAAGAAAAACAGAUUGGUAAGUCUGUGAAGCAGGAGGAAAAGCAAACUCCGCGCUCCCCUGAUUCAGCCUCCAGUGUCAAGUUUGAAGAAAAGCAUGUCCGAAGGAGCUCAGUCAAGAAGAUUGAGAAAAUGAAAGAGAAGCGCCAAGCAAAAUACACAGAAAAUAAACUGAAGGCUAUUAAGGCAAGGAAUGAAUAUCUGCUGGCUCUGGAAGCCACCAAUGCAUCUGUAUUCAAGUAUUAUAUCCAUGACCUGUCAGACCUCAUUGAUCAGUGCUGUGACCUAGGAUAUCAUGCCAGCCUUGGUAGGGCACUUAGGACAUUCCUAUCUGCAGAGCUGAAUCUAGAACAAUCAAAGCACGAAGGCCUGGAUGCCAUUGAGAAUGCUGUUGAAAAUCUGGAUGCCAACAGUGACAAGCAACGUCUGAUGGAAAUGUGUAACAGUGUCUUCUGCCCACCCAUGAAGUUUGAGUUUCAGCCCCACAUGGGUGACAUGGUAUUCCAGUUAUGUGCCCAGCAACCAGUGCAAAGUGAGUUGGUACAAAGAUGUCAGCAGCUGCAAUCUAGGCUAUCCACUCUGAAGAUCGAAAAUGAAGAGGUUAAAAAAACAAUGGAAGCCACACUACAGACUAUUCAGGAUAUUGUCACUAUUGAAGAUUUUGAUGUAUCCGAUUGCUUCCAGUAUAGCAAUUCUAUGGAGUCUGUAAAAUCAACAGUUUCUGAGACCUUCAUGAGCAAGCCAAGCAUUGCCAAGAGACGAGCCAAUCAACAGGAGACUGAACAGUUCUACUUCACAAAAUUGAAGGAAUAUCUGGAAGGGAGGAAUCUCAUCACCAAGCUCCAGGCCAAGCAUGAUCUCCUCCAGAAGACUUUGGGAGAAAGUCAAAGGACUGACUGCUCUCUUGCGAGCAGACGCAGUUCUACUAUAAGAAAGCAGGAUUCCAGCCACGCAAUUCCUUUGGUGGUAGAGAGCUGUAUACGUUUCAUUAGCAGACAUGGACUUCAGCAUGAAGGAAUAUUCAGGGUAUCUGGAUCUCAGGUUGAAGUGAAUGAUAUAAAAAAUGCAUUUGAGAGAGGGGAAGAUCCACUGGCUGGAGACCAAAAUGACCAUGAUAUGGAUUCAAUAGCAGGUGUCCUAAAGCUCUAUUUCCGUGGUCUAGAACAUCCCCUCUUCCCCAAGGAAAUUUUUCAUGAUCUGAUUGCCUGUGUCACAAUGGACAACCUGCAAGAGAGAGCUCUGCACAUCCGAAAAGUCCUGCUGACAUUGCCUAAAACCACAUUGAUUGUAAUGAGAUACCUCUUCGCAUUCCUCAGCCAUUUAUCUCAGUUCAGUGAAGAGAACAUGAUGGACCCCUAUAAUUUAGCCAUCUGCUUUGGUCCCACACUGAUGUCAGUGCCUGAAGGCCAUGAUCAGGUCUCCUGCCAAGCUCAUGUUAAUGAGCUCAUCAAAACUAUAAUCAUACAACAUGAGAAUGUCUUCCCAGGACCAAGAGAGCUGGAGGGAUCUGUAUACACCAGGGGUGGAAGCACUGAGGAUUACUGUGAAAGUCCUCAUGGAGAGACUGCCUCCACAGAAGAUGCCACUCAGGAUAUAACUAUUGAACACCAUACAAGUGAUGAUGAAUGUGAACCCAUUGAAGCAAUAGCCAAAUUUGACUACUCGGGCAGAACUGCACGCGAGCUGUCCUUCAAAAAGGGGGCUUCUCUCCUGCUUUAUCACCGGGCUUCUGACGACUGGUGGGAAGGCCGUCACAAUGGCAUUGACGGUUUGAUCCCUCAUCAGUACAUUGUUGUCCAGGACACUGAGGAUGGGAUGUCUGAAAGAUCAAGCCCAAAAUCUGAAGUAGAAAUCAAUUCCGAGCCACCUGAAGAAAAAGUGACAGCCAGAGCUGGUUCAAAUUGUCCAAGCGGCAGCCAUGUGGCUGACAUUUAUCUUGCAAAUAUCAAUAAACAAAGAAAGAAGCCUGAGUCAGGGAGUAUACGAAGAGCAUUCCGUCAGAGUGACAGCCAUGGAUUGCCCAGCUCGCUGGGGGAACCCACACCAUCUGGAGCUAUAGCCAGUCCUCGUCCUUCCUCACAACCCAUUAUGAGCCAAAGCCUCCCAAAGGAUGUACCAGUCCCAGAUGCAUGCUCUAUCAGUGGCCAUGGGAGCCUCAAUUCUCUCAGUCGGCAUGCCUCUCUAAAGAACAGAAUAGAUAGCCCCCAUAUCCGGAAGAACGUGACUGCAGGAAGGUCAAAGAGCUUUAAUAACCACCGACCCAUGGAUCCUGAAGUCAUUGCACAGGAUAUCGAAGCUACUAUGAAUUCUGCUCUGAAUGAGUUGCGGGAGCUGGAAAGGCAAAGCAAUGUGAAACACACACCAGAUGUUGUUCUUGAUACGCUGGAGCCAUUAAAAAUGUCCCCUGUAGUUGCACCCACCUCUGAGCCUUCCAGCCCUUUGCAUACUCAAAUCCUCAAGGACCCAGAACCAGCCUUUCAGCGGAGUGCCAGCACAGCAAGCGACAUUCCCUGUGCCUUCAGGCCAGCAAAAUCUGUCAAAAUGGCUGCCCAGGUCAAACCUCCAGCCACUAGGCCAAAGCCAGCAGUUUUCCCCAAAACAAACUCCUCAAGCGCUGCAGUUGCCUCAGCUUCUCAACAGUCUACUGACAAGUCUUGUACUGUGUAAAACUGAAAAGCCUACUGUGAAUACAGAAUUUUUGUUUCAGCUUAGGAAACUCUGUUAAGGAGACCUUACAAUUUCUAUUUAAUUAGUAUUGAACUUCUACUAAAGAUUAGUUCAUAAGUUACUGGUGCCAGGAAUGUUCCCACCAAGAAAGAUCCAGCUAAUUAAGCCUCGCAUUACACCACCCUUGGCAUUUACUAGGGUGUCAAAAGUCUGUGUAACCUGAGACAGAAAGCCUGAGGUCCUUGUGAAAUCAAUGAGGGAAAGGCACAAUUAAUUAGCCUAUUACUGGUAACUAAUCAAUGCUUUGUUCAAGUGUCUGGUCGCUGGGAGACGUUUCAAUGACCACAUGACUUGGAUAUUAGUAGAAAGGAUUUUCUUGCUUCAACCACUACAGGGAAAACAAUAAGGUGUUUGUUAUUGAUGGAUGCUUUUGUUGCCACUGGUAAGUGGGUUUUGCGCAUGACUUCAGUCCUCAAUAGUGCUACAAGAUGUAUUAAUUUUCCAUUCUCUUUGGUCUCUUUUCAGGCAUACCCAUUCUCAAACACUAGGUUCAGUGGUUUCAAUCCUAGGUUGAAAAUCCUUAUGAAAUGUGCCUGGAAGGCCUAGUCCUGGGCGAAUAAGGCAUGUUUAUAUACAGACAUGUAUGUUCAUUUAAAGUUAAACUAAUUUUAUGGGAGAAAGAAAAAGUAUGAGAUCUUACACACAUAAAACACUUUCUAUUUACUGUAUAUAUUUCCAUGGUGCUUCCAGAACAUAAGGAAACCCAAAUCUUUCAGAAUGAGAUU
Messenger RNA from Notechis scutatus (mainland tiger snake), 4625 nucleotides. It is a transcript of the gene SRGAP2, whose product is annotated as SLIT-ROBO Rho GTPase activating protein 2. NCBI's taxonomy places the organism in Eukaryota, Metazoa, Chordata, Lepidosauria, Squamata, Elapidae. Gene Ontology annotation, molecular function: protein binding. Gene Ontology annotation, biological process: signal transduction. The record is from RefSeq and is a predicted model, not a curated record.